This is a messenger RNA of Strongylocentrotus purpuratus (purple sea urchin), 5683 nucleotides long. RefSeq lists its product as uncharacterized. The coding region runs from base 1 to 5277 and encodes 1758 amino acids. The transcript has 2 exons. Gene Ontology annotation, molecular function: nucleic acid binding; zinc ion binding. Gene Ontology annotation, biological process: DNA integration. The record is from RefSeq and is a predicted model, not a curated record. Lineage: Eukaryota; Metazoa; Echinodermata; Echinoidea; Camarodonta; Strongylocentrotidae.
AUGAGUACUGUUGGACAAAAGAAUGCCAAAGGAGACCCUGAGGGUGGAGUCCGUCCUGAAGAUUCGGCCAGCCAGUGUGGGAGCACUACAUCUUCAGUGCGACUGCGGACUAUGGCACGUAGAGCUGCUUUAGCUGUUGAGGCUGAAGCACUGAAACAGAAGAUGGCGCUGGAAAAGGAGGAGUUAGCUUUGAAACAGCGUAAAGCUCAGCUAGAUAUGGAUACCAGGAUGAAAAUAUCUGAUGCUGAGACACAAGUCUAUUUGAAUGAAGCGGAUAGGCUAUUGUCGGAUGAAGCUAGUGCUCCUCAGAAACAUCCAGUUGAAGUGAAUGAAACGUUGGCUUAUCCGCUGGACUCUGGAAUGCCAACGCCAACCCAGGUUGAACAGAGUACGAAGCCAACGGAGGCUUUGUUGCUGCAGAUUUUGCAGGAGGGACAGAAACAACAGAGGCAAUUAUUGGAGUCUCUUAAUGUGCCUCAAACACAAAUGAUGACGUAUGAUGGCAACCCUCUUAAGUUUUGGGAGUUUUGGAGGGCGUUUGAGAACUCAAUAGACUGUACAAGUAUUCCGGACAGUGCCAAACUGACCCGCCUUCUAUACUACUGCGAAGGAGAUGCCCGCAAAAUCUUGCAGCCUUGUAGUAUUAUGCCAUCUGGCGAAGGGUAUAUGAGGGCGAAGGCCAUGCUACAAGAGAGGUUUGGUACACCCUUCAUGAUAGCUGAUGCAUGGAUCAGGAAAGUGACCGGAGGGCGGAAGAUCACCGGACGGGACAAGAGGGCCCUAAGGGAAUUCGCAGAUGAACUGCAAGUUUGCUCACUGACUUUAGAUGCCAUGGGUUACAUUGGCGAUUUGUCACCACAGUUAGUCCUUGUCCAGAUAGUUGAACGACUACCACUAUACUUAUGCGGGAGAUGGCUGAGUGUGGUACGAAGAAUCAGGCGAGAGGAUAGACUUCCUAACAUAUUUGACCUGGUGGAUUUUGUCCAAGGUGCAGCCGACGAGGAGAAUGAUCCGGUCUACGGAAGGCUUCUUACCAAGGAUCAGGGCGGUAGAGGCAUCUCCCAGAACAAGAAGUCGACAGGACUGAAGAAAGGUGCUUUCUCCACGACAGCCACAGGCAAUGAUGUGACACCACAGCUGUGUGUGAUAUGCAAGGAAUCGCACAGUCUGUUUGGCUGUGACAAGUUCAAACGAAUGCAGCUAGAUGACCGGCUGAAACUGGUGAGGGAAAACAGGCUUUGUUUUAACUGUUUGGAGAAGGGACACAUGUCGAGAUACUGUAAACUAAAGAGGGUAUGUUCAGUUUACGGAUGCAACAGAAAACAUACUAAGUUUCUCCAUCAGCAGAAACCAGAACAACCUCAGCAAGCACAAGAGGAAGCUGUUAGUCCUUCACCUGAGAAGAUUGAGAGUCAUGUCACAGGGGCCGGGAACAUGAAGGUGCUAUUGCCAAUCGUUCCUGUCUGGGUUUAUGCGGCAGGCAGUAAUAUUGGUGUAGAGACUCUAGCACUGUUGGAUUCAGGCUCGACAAGGACCUUCUGUACCAAGAAGUUGGCAGCAAGAGUGAAAGCAAGUGGAUUGUCCAGUAUAGUGUCUGUCUCAACUCUGGAAAGAGCCAACAGCGAACUUCAGACCAGUGUUGUAAGCCUGAAAGUUGCAGCAAAGUCAUCAUCCAGGAUGGUGAAUCUCUCUAAAGUCUAUACCAAGACAGACAUUAACAUUAAUUCAGAUCACCUGCUAAUGAAGGAGGAUGAUGACAAACUCCAACAUCUCACAGAUGUCGACUUUCCAUCGACUACCAAACUGCAGGUGGAUCUCCUGAUUGGGCAAGAUUAUCCAGAGCUUAUUUGUCCUCUCGAGAUACGACGUGGCAAGCCAAGAGACCCUUAUGCAGUAAGGACAGUGCUGGGGUGGACCCUGAAUGGGCCGGUUCAGAGUGAUGGUAGGAAGAUGGCUGUAACAUCACACUAUAUCUCAGAUGAAAUAUCCCUUGAAGACCAAUGUAAGCUGUUUUGGUCUCUAGAAGGCGUUGAAACCCUCCAUUGUGAUGCUAAAGGAAUGUCAGUCAAGGACCGAGAGGUAUUGAAGCUAUGGGAGGACAAUGUGGUAAUGAAUGGAGGUCACUAUCAACUGCCCAUACCAUUCAAAGAACGACCCCCGCCACUUUGUGACAAUAGAUGGAUGGCCCAGCAGAGACUCCAUUCACUUAGAAGACGACUUCUCAGGGAUACGGCAAUGCAUGCUAAGUAUUCACAGGGCAUGGCUGACCUAGUUGCCAAGGGCUACGCCGAGGAAGUUGAUGAAACUCAACCGCCAAAUGGAACUUGUUGGUACCUACCACAUCACCCAGUGAUAAAUCCGAAGAAACCAGACAAACUUCGGAUUGUGUUUGAUUGUGCUGCCAAGUGCUUAGGAGUUGGUCUGAACGAUGUGGUGAUGCAAGGGCCGGAUCUGACCAACAAGUUGACUGGUGUACUUCUUCGAUUUCGUCGAGCACCAAUUGCCAUCAUGGCUGAUGUGGAAGCCAUGUUCCACCAGGUAACAGUCCAUCCAGAUGAACGAGAUGUACUUCGCUUCUUGUGGUGGCCUGAUGGAAGAGUGGAUGAAGAUCCUAAGACCUACAGGAUGUGUGUGCACCUGUUUGGGGGUACAUGGAGCCCCAGCUGUUGCUCGUUUGCCAUGCGGCAAACAGCAAAGGACUAUGGAGAUCAGUGCAAUACACAAGCACCAAGAGUAGUAGAGAUGAAUUUCUACGUAGACGACUGCCUGGUCUCUGUUGAAGAGGAAGAUGAAGCUAUAAGACUGGCAUCAGAAUUGAGAACCUUGUUGCAGAAGGGUGGAUUUCGACUCGCUAAGUGGAUGAGUAGCAACACAAGAGUUCUGCAAACCAUACCAGUACAAGAUCGGGCCAAGCAAGUGGUUGGACUCGACCUGAACUUUGAUGCCCUACCAAUAGAGCGUGCACUUGGUAUGAUAUGGGAUGUAGAAAGAGAUAGCUUUGUCUACAAGAUUCAGGCGAAGGACAAGCCUUUAACACGAAGAGGACUCUUAAGUAUUGUUUCUUCUGACUACGACCCUUUGGGAUAUGCUAGCCCAUUUGCACUGAGAGGGAAGUUGAUUCUUCAGGAGUUGACCCGGAAGAAGCUGAACUGGGAUGAGCCUAUCCCUGACAGUGAUGCAAAGAAAUGGAAGGCUUGGAUUGAGGAACUUCCACAGAUGGAAGGAGUUGAGGUCAGUAGAUGUGUCAAGCCUCACGACUUUGGCAGGAUAACUGAUUACGAGAUCCACAACUUCUCUGAUGCAUCUGAAGUAGCCUACGGGGCCGUAUCAUAUCUAGUGAUGAGGAAUGAGGAAGGACAUGUGCAUAGCAGUAUCAUUAUGGCCAAGUCACGCCUUGCUCCAGUAAAGACCGUUACCAUACCUCGACUAGAAUUGAUGGCAGCUACACUCGCUGUGAAUAUGGAUGUCGUGAUAAGAGGAGAGCUUGACCUGCCUGUGAAGAAAUCAUACUUUUGGACGGACAGUAUGAUAGUGUUGCACUACAUAAAGAAUGAACAUAGAAGGUUUCGUGUCUUUGUGUCAAACAGGGUGGCUAUCAUACACAAUGCCAUAGAGAUAGACCAAUGGAGACAUGUUGGCACAAAGGAGAAUCCGGCAGACAUCGUAUCCAGAGGCAUGUCACCGUCUGAUCUGAAGGAUGAUGAGAAGUGGUUUGUUGGACCAGCCUUUCUACAACAGCCAGAGGAGAGAUGGCCCACAUGUCCCAUAGAGAAGGAUGGGAUCAGAGAGGAUGAUCCAGAGGUGAAGCCUGUAGUCCAGAACUUUGCUACAAGUGAGGGCAAGAAGUGCAUUGACCAGCUCUUCAUGCACUAUUCGUCCUGGACGAGACUACGCAGAGCGGUAGCUUGGUGGAUGAGGUUGAAGGAAAUCCUUAGUAGGAAUGUAAAGAACUGUACUCCAGUUAAAGAAUUGAGCAGACACUUGACAGUGGAGGACUUGAACUAUGCUGAAAAUGCCAUCUUUCAGCAUAUUCAGACCGAGUCGUUCGAUGAGGAGAUGACAACCUUAAGGGAGAGAGUUAGAGAUCCACAGGGACGAGAGAGACCUGUGAAGAAGGAGUCGAGGCUUGCAAGGUUGGAUCCUGUUUUGCAAGAUGGUCUACUGAGGGUAGGAGGCAGGCUUGGACGAGCACAUAUCCCAGACACUGCAAAGCAUCAGGUGAUACUGCCUAGAAGGCAUCAUGUGUCAGCACUGUUGGUAUGGCACAUACACGAGAAAGUUGGACAUCAAGGCCAAAAUCAUGUUUUGGCAGAACUCAAGCAGUACUACUGGAUUCUGGGAGCUGGGGUUCUGGUGAGAGGCUUGUUAAGCAAGUGUGUAACUUGUCGUCGCUACCAGGCCAAGGUCGGCAAGCAGAAGAUGGCUGAUCUACCUGCCUUCCGAGUAGUAGCUGAUGAGCCAGCAUUUACACAUGUGAGGAUGGACUACUUCGGUCCUUAUGAGAUCAAGUGUGGGCGCUCUGUAAGAAAGAGAUACGGCGUGAUAUUCACAUGCAUGACAACUAGAGCUAUCCACAUCGAGGUUGCCAAUUCUUUAGACACCAGCUCAUGCAUUGAUGCCAUCAGACGCAUGAUGAGCAGGAGAGGACCAAUAAAGAGGUUGGUCUCGGACAAUGGCACCAAUUUGGUAGGCGCUAAAGCUGAGCUGAGGAAGGCACUGAGUGAUUGGAACGUUGAUGAAAUCUCAAACUUCACGGCUAAUCACAGUAUAGAUUGGAGUUUCAACCCGCCAGGGGCCUCACAUCAUGGCGGUGUGUGGGAGAGACAAAUAAGGACGAUCAGGAAACUACUGCAUGCUCUUCUCAACGAGCAGUAUUUAAGGACAUGUCAGUCGGAGGAGCAGCUUCACACUCUGAUGUGCGAGGUAGAGGCAAUCAUCAACAGCAGGCCUCUUACUCGUGUCUCUGAUGAUCCUGGAGAUCUGGAAGUCAUCACGCCCAGCAGUCUGCUACACAUGAAGCAGACCUCAGCACCACCUCCGAGUAAGUCCACUGAGGGAGAUGUCUUCGCCAGGAGACGUUGGAGGCAGAUGCAGUACCUGGCUGAUCUCUUUUGGAAGAGGUGGAUUAGGGAGUAUCUACCUAGUCUACAGCAACGUCAGCGGUGGCAGCAGCCUGAACGCAAUCUUCAGGUUGGUGAUGUGGUUCUCAUCGCAGACGGAACUGUGCCGAGGUGUUGCUGGCUGAUGGGACGCGUUUUAGAAGUGUACCCUGGUUGAACCACUCAUUGGUAUCAUCGCAAGGGCAUUGUUGUCGAGUCGUCAUUGCAGUUGGGCUUAGUAAUAGACAUAACCUUACUUGGAUAUUUCGUACUUUUCCAGCAUGAAUUAUCGUAUACGCUACUUACGCCAAAACUUAUAUGUGGUACAUUUACAUUCAAAACGUAUGGAUGUUCUAUGAUUCUAAUCUUAUUUCAUACAUCACAUCAAUCCACCAUUAUAAUCACCAUUAACAUCAGGCAAAAGAGUAAAUAUUGAGCUAUCAUAAUAUGCAGUAAUUUUCUACUUACAACAUUGGGCUGUCUCAGGAAAACAAAAUUACAGUAGACUUUUCAGUGUAAUAAACAUUCAGUGUAACGUAAAUCAGUAGCUCCACAGAAUCAAAUCCCGCCCUCUAUGACCUGAA